Molecule: messenger RNA, 183 nt
Organism: Pochonia chlamydosporia 170
Lineage: Eukaryota; Fungi; Ascomycota; Sordariomycetes; Hypocreales; Clavicipitaceae
Exons: 1
Coding region: 1-183 (60 amino acids)
Source: RefSeq, a predicted model, not a curated record
AUGUUAAACACCUCCAUCUUCAUACUGUUCCACGUGCCGGUUUUUAGUUUUGGCUCUGGCAACUGCCACAAAGAAAGUUGCACGGCGCCGUUUUUCAUCCCUUCCCACAGCUCUCCCUCCUUCGGCGACCUCAGGCAUACUUUACAUGUCACGCUCAUGUUAACCAACAACGUUGUUUGCUAA